This is a messenger RNA of Effrenium voratum, 1869 nucleotides long. The record is from the annotation of a GenBank genome assembly. NCBI's taxonomy places the organism in Eukaryota, Dinophyceae, Suessiales, Symbiodiniaceae.
AUGAAUGUCUCCGUGGAUGCCUUGAAUGUGACAGCUGGGUCUCGCAAGCUUCUGCAAUAUGUCAACUGCUCCUUCCAGGCGGGGCAAAUGAUCGCGCUGAUGGGUCCAUCGGGGGCUGGCAAGACCACGCUGCUGAACAGCAUGGUUGGUCGGGCUUCUGGCUCCAUUGGCGGCACGGUCACCUACAACGGCCACUCGUUGGUGCACGCAAGGAGCUGCAUAGGCUAUGUGACCCAGGAGGAUAUCAUGUAUGAGACCUUGACUCCGCGUGAGAACUUGACGUUUGCAGCGGCGUUCAUUCUACCGAGCCUGCCGCAUGCGAAGCGGCAGCAGGCCGUGGAAGACAUCAUAGAGAAGCUAAAGCUACAGAAAUGCGCUGACACGGUCGUGGGCUCUCCAGGCUUGGUGCGAGGAAUUUCUGGCGGUGAGAGGAAGCGCACAAAUGUGGCCUUGUCCAUGCUGGGGCAACCAUCUCUGCUCCUGCUGGAUGAGCCGACCAGCGGUUUGGACUCGAAGAUGUCUGACUCGUUGAUGAAAGACGUCAAGGAAAUCGCCUUGGAGGGUUGCACAGUGCUUGCGACCAUCCACCAACCAUCCGAGGCAGUCUUCCGCCGCUUCGACCGAGUCCUCCUGCUCCGGGCUGGACAGGUGGCCUACUUCGGGCCCGUGGCGGAGCUUCGGGACGUCUUACUGGGCCUGGGGGUUCACUGCCCACCAGGGCUGCCGCUGCCUGAGCUGCUGCUGGAGGUCUUGGAGGAGGGCCAGGAGGAGAGGCAGCAGCAGCUGCGGCAGCUGAGCCUUGGCAAGGCCAAGGCGAAAGACGAGCAACCGGAGGCCAAGGGCUUCCAGAGAGCUGGGUGGCCGAGGCAGCUGGGCAUUUUGCUGCGCAGGGAGCUGGUGAACCUGAAAAGGAGCAAGGGCCUCACCGUCGUGCGCGCGGCGCAGUCUGUGGCCUCCUCCCUGCUCAUUGGCUGGAUCUUUGUGCAGCUGGAGCGGAACAUGUCCGGGCUCCAGCCACGGCUGUUCUCCAGCUUCAUGCUGGUCUUCUCCCAGUUCCUCUUCGCAGUGCUUGGGGUGGUAAACGCCUUUCCGUCGGAAAGGGCGGUGUUCUUGCGAGAGACCCAGGACAAGCUGUAUCAUCCAGCCACUUUCUACCUGGCCAAAGUCUGCAUCGACACGGCCAUGCAAUGUUUCUUUCCCCUCUUGGUUCUUGUCAUCAGUUACCCCCUCAUCGGCUUGAACGGCGAGAGCGCGGACCGCAUCCUGCUUUUCUACGUGAUCAUGGCGGUGGUGUCCAACUGCGGGGCGGGGAUGGGCUUCAUGGUGUCUGCCGCGGUGCCCAGCGUGAGCCUGGCCUUGUCCAUCGCCCCUGGCCUCAUGAUGCCGCAGCUGCUGCUGGCGGGAAUCUUCACCAAGGUGGAGGACUUGCCGCAGCCGUUCAACGCCCUCAGCUACGUCAUGGUGGCACGCUAUGCGGUGCAGGCUACGGUGACAAACGAGUUCAACUGCAUCCCGAAGGAUGGGUGUGACCAGAGCUGGCACGCUAGUCCCGAGGAUCAGUGUGGCAGCUCGCCGUGCGACUUCUGUUGCACAGAUGCCGAGAUGAGCGCAGCGGGUGGCAUUUGCCCGGUCCUGUCAUGUGACGAUGCAAUCAAAUUCUUGAACAUGGACGAAGUUUGGCCAUCUGGAGGCACGCAUGACGAGACAGUUGCAUACAAUAUCAUCGCGCUGCUCGUGUUGCUGGCAUUUUUCCGGCUGCAGGGGCUCAACAUCCUUAUGAUGAGCUACCGAAGAGCAACCACGGGCUCAGCCCUUCCCUGCAAGUGUCGUUGCCCCGCGAGGGCCCGCAGUGCCAUUGACACUGAGUAG